Eremothecium sinecaudum is the source of this 2109-nucleotide messenger RNA. RefSeq names its product DNA helicase (gene RRM3). Lineage: Eukaryota; Fungi; Ascomycota; Saccharomycetes; Saccharomycetales; Saccharomycetaceae. Gene Ontology annotation, cellular component: replication fork. The transcript has a single exon. Gene Ontology annotation, molecular function: DNA helicase activity; ATP hydrolysis activity. The record is from RefSeq and is a predicted model, not a curated record. Bases 1 to 2109 code for a protein of 702 amino acids. Gene Ontology annotation, biological process: telomere maintenance; DNA replication; DNA repair.
AUGACCCAUAAACCAAAUGGUAGUUUACGUGUCGGCAGCCAAAAAAUCAAAAGUAAGCCAAAGACUGCUUUAAAGCAGGGAACUUUGAGCUUCUUAUUUAAUGCAAAAAGAACUCCACCUGAAAAGUCUCAUCAAAAGCCAAUUGCGGAUUUCAAGGCUGAAGCAAAUGUCUCUAAGGACAUUCAGAGUUCUGCUAAUAAGCGUGAACUUCUUACGUUAAGACCUUCGCUUUUCGUUUCUCAGGGAUCUUUCGAUGAAGAAUCAAACCAGGAAUAUAUCUCCUCGCUCUUGAAGGAUACGCCUCUCAAAAAUUUCAAGUCUCCGUUAGCGGUAGAGAGGGAUUUAAGCUUUGAUUCACGGGACGCGCAUGUAAAACAUGCGUGUAAAGUUACCAAAGAAGUAGUGCGUGCGAAAGUUGGCCCAGGAAAGCCCACGCGUGUUUCACUAAGAUCUGAGAUAAAGGGAUUUUUUGAUGGUCCUAAGACCCAAGGAGGGCUACAUUUUACGAAGAAGGCAUUAGCUCCUGCAUUACCGAGAAGACCUGUACAACCUGACGUCAAGCAUCGGACUUUAGCGACCUUUGGUGGUGAUGACGUUACACUGAGCAGCGAACAGCAAGCCGUGAAAGAUCUAGUGAUGUCAGAACGACUGAACAUAUUUUUCACCGGUAGCGCUGGUACAGGGAAAUCUGUUCUACUACGCAGCCUUAUUAAAUCCUUAAAAGCUAUCCAUGGACCUGAUGCCGUUGCGGUUACUGCAUCCACGGGCCUUGCUGCAGUUGACAUAGGUGGCAUAACGCUUAAUAGGUUCUCAGGCUUCGGCAUAGGCAAUAGGCCACCUGAAAAACUACUGGAAAUGGUUAAAAAGAAGAGAGACUCAUGUGAGCGUUGGAAGCGGACCCGUGUACUUAUCGUAGAUGAGAUUUCUAUGAUAGAUGGAAGGCUUUUAGAUAAGCUGGACUACGUGGCACGAGGCGUAACAAACAAACCGAACGUACCGUUCGGCGGCAUACAAGUGGUUUUCUCCGGUGACUUUUACCAGCUACCGCCGGUUCCAGACCGCAAUCCAGGCGCGCCUAAGCCUUUGUUUGCGUUCGAAAGUAAUGCAUGGAAACAAGCAAUCCAGAAAACAGUUUGCCUGCAUCAAGUGUUCAGGCAGAAAGACAAUGAAUUGAUUGCUCUCCUGAAUGCCAUAAGGCUCGGUGAAGUCACGCCGAAGGUUAUUAAUAUGAUUCGAGGCUUGCAGCGCGACAUCGACUGUCCCGACGGAAUCGAGCCUACAGAACUUUAUCCAACUAGACAUGAAGUAGAGCUCGCAAACAACAGGAGAUUAGAUCGCUUGCCUGGCUUCUCAAUGACUUACGACGCACAGGAUCGAGGAAGUCUUGCAGAGAAGUAUCCUUCCUAUUUCGAUAAUGUAAUGGCAAAGAAGAAGCUUGUGCUGAAGGAAGACGCCCAGGUCAUGAUGCUCAAGAAUGUAGAUGAUACCCUCGUCAACGGUUCAAUGGGCAAAGUGCUCUUCUUCACAACUCCAAACCUGUGGCGCUAUAUUGAGACUUUCCGCAAGCAUUCAAUGGACGCCGAGUUCAUCCAGGACAUGAGGCUCAUCACCAGAGCCAUCGGGGUCCCAGAGGUAUGCAGACCUGACGAACUACAGCAGGAAAUACUUCGCCGCUCUUCCCAAGCAAAACCGUAUUUCAAUCAGCUUUUAUUAAAAGCCCCCAUGGAACAAUGUGCUUCCCUCUUGCCUGUCGUAAGGUUCGCCGUCUCUAGAAAUGGCUACAGGUAUGAGCUAGUGGACCAUGACGAAUUUCCAGUGGAAAUCACAGUCGCGCAAGGUGGAGAGGAUUCUGUAAGAGUACAAUUACCUCUCCUACCCUGUUGGGCACUUUCCAUACACAAGGCGCAAGGCCAAACUAUUAAUAGACUACGCGUCGACUUAAAACGUAGUUUCGAAGCGGGACAGGUUUAUGUCGCUCUAUCACGAGCCGUCCAUAAGGACCAAUUACAGAUACUGAAUUUCAAUCCAACCACCAUUAGAACCACUUCUAAGGUACAGCAUUUCUACAAUAGCAUUCAAGCCCUAGAAGCUGCACAAGCUUCUCUUUGA